GUCCUUGGGGGUAUGAUUGAGGCAAAGUUGGAUAAGUUUCUUGAUGUUAUGCUUGAAGAUAAAAGGCAAGAAAAACGGGCGGUAAUGUCGUGCGAAUGGUGCUCGAAUACUAGCCACGAGAUAGCGGAGUGCCAAGCAAUGAAGGAGGCAACCACUCCGGGAACGAUAGCUGCAACCACUACAAAGAUGAAGCUAAGUCGAUUGAGCACAUCCUAAGAAGUUGCACCAAAGCGAAGGAGAUAUGGAAUAAACUCAAAAAUAAAAUGAAAGAAAAGAAAAGAAUGUGCAGCUACUGCUGGAAGAAUGGCUCUUGAAGAAUCGUAUGGAUGAUGAGAAAGGGAUCAACUUUGGGCUCAUUUUUUGGCACCUCUAGAAGCAUAGGAACGAGGAAGUUAUGGAGGGGAAGAAGUUCUCUCUCCAAGGACUAAUGUGCAGCAUCAACGCAAGGUUUAACAGCAUGAGGAAUGCCCAUCAGUACGUGGAAAACACUUCAUUGAAGGCCAGGAAAGCUAUCCAAACAAAGGGAAUUUUCUGGAAACCACCACUUGUUGGGUGGAUUCAGAUCCAAAGUGAUGAAUCAGUCCACAAUGGAAUAGAGAAAGCUGCUCGAUUACCUACGCUGAGCAGAUGCAACCGAGCAUUCAUCUGCAAUUUGGAAAGCUAUUAUAUUACCUACGUUGAUCUGAAAGGUGCUAUUGAAGGCCUCAAGAUUGCAUGGGAAGAGGAUAUAGAAAUAUUGAGCCCAAUCUUGACUCGGAGACAGCUAUCUCCAUCAUUAGGAACAACGCGGAUGAUGAUAAUAGACAUGGCCAGGUUGCUGCUUUGUUUCGCAGCCUUUUGAAAUGGGAUUGGGAUAUUAGAAUCUCACAUGUGUAUAGAGAGUCGAAUUAUGCAGCUGAUUACCUUGCUAGUUUAGGUCAUGACUCCCCUUUUGGCACACAUUUCUUCUAUGUGUGCAACCCGGGACUUAGAAAUUGGUUCUACUAUGAUAUCAUGGGCAUUGACCAAGAACGUUCUAUUAAUUUAAUGCACUUGAUGCAAUGCGUCAACUCUUCUACCAAAAAAAGCGAUAAAGGGAAAUUUUAUUUAUUCUCUCUAGUGGGGGUUCUCUUCCUCGUUUAUCUCUAUUCUCCACUUAACCCUUUUCAUUGUUAUGCCUCGUCAGAGACGUACUCCCGGGGGAAAGAGAAAGACGAUGCUAAACCACUAAUAUAUAAUGCACUCCUACAUAUCUUCGAUCCACUAUGAAUACACGAAAAAAUGAACCACCAUCAUCUUCGACCAUCUUGUUGAUUAUCGUUUUAAAUCCCAUCGUCAUUUUGGCGUGCACGAAGCUACCAUAAAAUGCCCUUGCAGAGAGUCGAACUAUCGCAAACCCAACUGGUCUAUUUGGUUCCAAGCGGUGGAGAGAGCGGUGUGUAUUUGGUGGCAGGCGUGGGAACAAGGAGAGUGGUACCUGCAGCAAAUGGACGAGAGAAAGGGGCCAGAGGAAAUAGCUGUUUGGGAACUAUGAAUUGAGCCGAGAUAAAGGUAACUGGGCGGAAUACACAUUGAGCUGGACAAAAUUCGGGCUCCACUUAAAUUUAAUUCAUGCUCUAUAAUAAAGGAGUUUGCGAAUUUUUUGGCCAUCCCAUAUGAAUUUGCGUUUCCACGCUCUAGAGAGGGAGCGGCGACCCAAAAAUGGCUAACCAGGUUACCUAAGCCCUCCCCGAGUCGCCCAAAAGGGCUGCAUUUGGGAGGAAAAUAUCCAUAAAAUCAGGCUCCUCCAACCGAAAAUCCUAGUCCACUUAUCCCUUGCCCCAGGUUUCAUCCCUUCUCCAGCCUCCCCCACCGCUCAACCACUCCCGUCCCCCUCAUUCAUCCUUCGUCCUCCACCUCCGUCCUCGAUCUCCACGUCCCGACCUCCGUCGCCCUCUCUGACCUCCGCCUCCAUCUCUCCUAGAGAAACCAAGAAGGUGUCGGCCGCCGAGUUUGCGAGAACUGAACAAGGUGCAGAUAGAGACAAUCGCAUGAUUUGUCCAUCUCCAAAGCAACUCCACCUGCAGCGUGCUCUUCCCCACUGACCACCGCCGCUCCUUCUUAUUCGCGAUGUGCAACAGUGGACUUCCUCGAUUUCGUCUCUUUUUCUGGCGGCGACCGUGGAGGAGGUUUGGAGGGUAGCAGAAGCAGAUAGAGGAGAGAAGACGAAAUCCUGAGUUUUUUUAUUGUUGGGUAAAAGGUGGGACAAGAGAAGAGAGAAGAAGAAGAUAAAGAAAACGUGUGGGUGUGGUUCUUUUCUUCUCUUUCUUUCUUAUAAUUUUUUUAAUUUUGUUUUUACUAGAAAAUGUGUGGGUUUGGUUCUAUGUUCCAUGCCAGACUGAAAUUUUGGUUCGGUUAUCAAUUUUAAGUGAUUGAAAAUCGACCAAAAUUUCAUUUUUAAUAAACUCGGUUAAUCGUGCUUAUAACAUAUAACUAACUAGUUGGUUACGUGGUGGACCGAGUGCACCCGUUGGUCGGUGUUCCGCAGUCAUUAGAGGGUCCCUCAGUUAUCGGUUAAACCAAAACCGACCGAAAUCUAGCCUUAUCAAUGACCAUCAUUGAAGCAUCUAAACUAAAGCAUCCAUACAUAGGCAAUAGGCAUCGAGAUUCAUAUAGACAAACUCAAGCGUGAGAUGAAAUCAUAGCAUUCGUUCACAUAACAAUAAACAAGUUCACAUCUUCAUACAAUCAAUUUUGACUAGGUACAUAGAAGAGAAGGAAGGUACCACCAUUGGUGAUGACACCAUAUCUUUAGCUGUAGAUUUUCCUACAAAGACUAUGUUAGAACUUAUACAGAGUGUACGGAUAAUUUGUGUGUUUGUGCAGCCUUACUAAACUAAUGAGUCAUGCCCUCUAUUUAUAGGGAAGAACCCAUUCUAAAGCAUCCUAAACCGACUAGGAAAGAGUCUCUUUCUCCUCGUGGGCUAAGUAAACUAUCCUAACAAGGUUAGGGUUUCGGCGGUGGGGCACCACCUCUCUUCUACUUCGUGGGUUGGGCUCCUUUGACCUUGGACGACUCCUACUUUCAAUUUGGGCGUGUCUUGACCUUUCCUUCGUAGCGGUGAUUGGACCCGAUGUUGGGAUGCCACUCGUUCUUUCUACAGGUUGGGCCGAGUUUUACUCCUAUGGGCUUGUCAUGAGGUUAUUAAGCGACUUUUAGUUGACUUUUCCCUCUUUGGACCUCUUCUUUUCUCACGAAAGUCCAUAAUUUUUCUUGUAUAGCUCCUUCGGUCCUCUAGAGUUUUCCAAUGCUGGAUCCAGUCUUCCUUAGGCUUCUUUGGACCUUCAAACCCAUAAAAGAACAUACACAGAAGGCAUAAAAGAGUACAACAUAUCCUUGGUUUAGUAAAGGCCGAUUGAUCAAAUAGUUUUGGUUUAUAUAGGAAAUUCCAUUUAAAUAACCAAAGAUGCUUUGAGAGAAUGGAAAAUUGUAUCAAUAAUAGGAGUGACAAAAGCAAUGAAUAAAGUGUCACCAACCUCAAUUAGAUCCUCUGCGGCAAGAACCCAAUGAAGAAGCAAAUAACUUUUAUAGACUUUUCGGCGAGACUCAAACGUAGACCUGGCAAUCGGGUCGGGUUGGAAAUCUCGAGUUACGAACUUUCAUGGGCUGGUUCAUGUUGGGUUGGUUGAUUUCAGGUCAAAUAUUGACCCAAUCCAUCGGGAUCGCGUCAGGUUUCGAGUAAUUUCGGGUUAUGAGCGUUCUUAGAAACAAUAUCAAACAUGCUUUAUAAAUUUUAAAACAAUAC
Linum trigynum is the source of this 3764-nucleotide messenger RNA. NCBI's taxonomy places the organism in Eukaryota, Viridiplantae, Streptophyta, Magnoliopsida, Malpighiales, Linaceae. The record is from the annotation of a GenBank genome assembly.